UUUAGGCAUUUUCCAGUUUUGUUAGAACUUGAAAAAUUUUAGAACUGAUUUUACCUUCAUGGCUACCUUACUUUGCUGAAUGAUUUCCUUUACACAAACAUAUUUCAGGCACCGCAUGAAUUAAGAACAGACUGAUCUUUGAAUCCUUGGUGUGAUUAUAUGAACAUGACUGAUAUCGACGAAGCACAAGAUGACUUGACUGACACUGUACUACCCGUGAGUGAACAGAAUGCAGUCGAUGCGCGGAUGGAUGCUGAGGAAACACGGGUGGCGGGCUGGUUUGGCCCCAGCAAACCGUCCUGGAGCGACGACGUGGCGUCCGCGUUGGCCGCCUACGACGAGAAGAUGCUGAACGGGGAGGUGUCCUCGUCGUCGUCAUCGAAGGCUUCGGAAGUGCCAGCGGAGGGUCCCGCGGCCGUUGAGGAAGAGCUCAGCGUCCCGUCGGUCAGUGGACGCAGUAAUCCCCUGGGGAAGGGCAGUACGCAUGGGGAGGGCGGGGCGGAGAGUGAGCCGGGCUUCCUGGGCGACAUGGAGGACGACGAAGGCAACAGCGUCAUCACCUUCACGGCGCCGUCUCCGCCGCCUACCGUCGUGGCCAAACCCAUCCAGAUUGUCUCCUCCGGGACUUCUCUUGCCUCCAGUAGUUCAGGUGUUGGAUCACCUGCCGCCGGAAGUGGCGUAGGCCGCUUGCGCAACCUAAGCCGCAACGGCCACCUCACCCUGGAUCUUCAGCCGCAGAAUUUAACGACAACCUCCACUCCAUCCACGACGACCACUACGUCCUCCACGGCCAGUUCGCCGUCGCUCGGACGCUUCGUGGUCACCACCUGCCCGCCAUCGGGCUCGCCCGAGAAAACGCCUCCCAAGAUCUCCGACAAGGUGGUGUCAUCCCCCACUCAGGAGGAAUCACCGCCACCCGCCGCACCCGCUCCCAAAGACGAGCGCUUUCUCUCCCCUUACGAGCGCCUGCAGCUGUACAUUGACCAUCCCGAGCAAGCCUGUCGGAACGGCGUGGCCGUGCAGUACGUCAACUUCAUCAAGGAUGCCGAGGAUCCCGACCAGUUUAUCAGCCAGUCCGCGAAGCAGUUUGAGCGCCUGGUGCAGGAUAAUGAAGUGUCCUUGCGCUUGGCGUUCCUGGAGCAGAUCCCCAAUAUUGUGCGGAGUUAUAAACCGGCAUUCAAGAAACUGCGGCUGAUGGCGUUCAUGGGCGAGUGCAUUCGGGAUGAGAAUUACAAUGUGCGCCGUUUGGCGCAGGUGGCCAUCGCGCAGCUCGUGGAAUUCGCUCCAGAACUGAUGACCCGCGAGACCAUUCAAGCCAGUGUGGUGCCGCUGUUGAUACAGAUAUUCUACGCGGAUUGCCAGCCCGAUAUGAUUAUUGACGCGCUGAAUUUAUUCUGUAAAUUGCUGGAUAAGGUGGGACCGGAUCCGGUGAGGCGGCUGUUCAUACCCGAAUUUAAUAAAUUGUGCCAGCAUGAUAUUGCCCAAGUCAGACAAGCGUGCGCCCAGAAUUUGGCUUUUGUUGUGCGUUACUUUGCCAUAACGCAAGCGGAAGAAUUCGAUCCCAGUGACGAGUACUGCCGGAAAAUUCAGCAGUGGAUUAUUAAGCUGGCGCAGGAUAACGCCUGGCAUGUCCGGGAAACGGCGACCAAUGUGUUUCCACAGCUGAUCGAUAUCUGCCAGAAGCGCUGGGUGACAUUUACCCUCACCGAGCUCUAUCCGGUCUUUGUCAUUCUCUUAUCCGACUCCGCUAAGCAGGUGCGUCGUUGUGCCACACGGGGAUUGGGCCGCAUCAUCGCCACCAGCGCCGAUCCCAGCAAGACCCGCUUAGAAGUCACUCCCGAAGGGACCGUCGCAUUCAAUCCACCCUCGUCCGUGCUGCCGUACCGGCUGAGUGAAUCGGAGGAUUUUCAGCAGCGUCUGUCGCUAUCGGAGAGCGGCGCAGCGGAAACACCGCGUCGUCCGAAUAUCCGCGGGACUAUCAUGCAGCGCACGCCCACCGCCAGUGUGUCCAGUCCGGCGUUGUCGUCCAGUCACAACACCAGCCCGGAAGUCAGGCGGAACUACUACAAUCGGCUGGGGAUCCCGGUGAUUAGCAGUCUGAGUCAGGCGUUGAAUGAAGCGGAGGGCGGUGAGCAGAAGAGGACCGAUCCGAAGUUCAAUUCGUUCUACUUCUGGCAGAGUCCGCUGCCCAAGGUGGAGCUGACGGAGGAUAAGACGCCGGUGAUUCUGCCGGAAACGGUCGAGUUGAGUGGCGCGGAUGGGGAGGAGCACCCUGUCGAAGAAAUUUCGGAGGCGCUUGCGAGUGACUUGCAACUUCGCCCGUCUUCACCGCCCGAUGAAACCGAAUUGCCGUCAAUCACCGAAGCCGCUGUCAUUACUAGCGCCGCCGAUGUUGUCGUGGAAGAGUCCGCCGAUAUGGACCCACCACCGCCCGAACAGUCACCGGAACGCCCACCCAGUGCAGAACUGGAAGAAUCCUUGCCACUGCAAUCCGAAAGCGGCAACGAAAAAGAUCCCCUGAAAGAUUUGGCGGAAUCGUCGCCGGUCACCAGCAGUUCGGGCAUUUUCUCCAGCGGGAGUACCAUCCCGCCCAUGUCCGCGCCCGUGACACCGAGCGUGCCUUUUGGACGACAUUCCGACUACGACGUGGAGGCCUACACCAUUGACAAGCACCGCAAGCGGGAUCUGGGAGUUAUGCGACAGCUGCGGGUCGGGGAGAUUGUAACCCGGAUCGAGGAUAUUCUGCCCAAUCGACAGUGUUUGGAGGAAUUUCUGCUGCAGGCCAGGGAUGAGGAUAAGGAUUCGGUUGUUCAGACGGCUGUGGAUUUUCCGGCUGUUGCUUUGACCGUGGGACGAGAAUUUUGGCCGAAACUACAAGAAUGUCACCGAACGCUGGCCACGGGCAGCGUCCAGACUGCCCGCGAGCUGAUGGCCGCGUCCUUGCCGCGCAUCGCCGAGAUUAUCGGUUAUUACUAUACGUUGGUGGAUCUGGUGCCGUUGCUGAAUGAAUUCCUAAAGGAUACGGACAGCGUGCGGCUGGCGAUGAUUGAGAAUUAUUCUUUUAUAAAGGCUCUGCCACCGGAAGUGCGACCCAUGCAUUUACUGAGAUUGUGUGAAUUUUUUUCGCCGGAUGAGGAACGCAACUGGCGAUAUCGCCAUGCCUGCGCCGGUCAGAUUGCCAACUUGGCGAUGCUGUUCCAGCCCAGAUUGGUAGUCAGGAAUUUGAUGGAUGGAGCGUGGUUUUUCGCCAAAGAUAGAACUGCCGAAGUCCGGAGAAACUCCUGCUUGGCGCUGUCGUCCAUUUUCCAGCGAAUUGAGCAGCAGCGCGACGCGGAAUCCCGCUCCUUCUUCUUGCAGAAACUCAACCUCUUCCUGAAAAGCGACGACUUCCGCACGCGGCAGGUGUUCGCGCAGAUGUGCGAGGAUCUCCUGUCCCGCGCCAGCAUCAGUUUCGACUCCUUCUCGGCGUACUUUGGUGCGCGUUUCUGGCCGCUCUUCGACGACCGGGUGGUAGCCGUCCGGCUGGCCGCCGCCCGGUGCCUCCUGCAUUUUCCCCUGUCCGUCCGCGAUCGACAGGGCCAAUUCGAGAUGGCCGUGGAUAAGCUGAGCCGCGACAGCAGCCGCAGUGUUCAGGAGGUAUACCAGCAGAUUGUCUCCCCCACAGUGCCCGUGACGCCGUCGUCGGGAACGCUGGCCUGAAGUUGCACGAGGCGGAUAUGCUGGUGUUGCGUUAUCAAGGUUUUUAGUUUUACAGUUUUCAGUUUUUUUUACGGUUUACUGUCGCCUGAAUCGACAGUUGGAAUGCAUGUGGAUGUGGUGCAUCCAGCCAGGGGUGUUUUUUUCUGCUCUCGUGUGGUGUUUUUCAGCAGUAUCUGUUUAUUGUGGAAGUCAGUGUUGUUUCCUGUGGGACGAAGUCAUCGGUCAGGGUUGGUGCGCAAAGUUUUACAGUUCUUCUCAAUUACGAUAGCAAUAAAUUUUUUUGUGCAAUGUUG
This is a messenger RNA of Paramacrobiotus metropolitanus, 3992 nucleotides long. RefSeq names its product serine/threonine-protein phosphatase 4 regulatory subunit 1-like. The record is from RefSeq and is a predicted model, not a curated record. Lineage: Eukaryota; Metazoa; Tardigrada; Eutardigrada; Parachela; Macrobiotidae. Gene Ontology annotation, molecular function: protein phosphatase regulator activity. Gene Ontology annotation, biological process: protein dephosphorylation.